UAUGUCUACUAAACGACUACAAAGUAAUUUACAAAUCCCUGCAUCCGUAUUUGUUCAGGAUAAUGAUCAAGAUAGGAGAAAUAAAAAUACUCUUGAUGAAGAUAUUAUACAAAUCCCUGGCGAUAUUACAUCUUACAAUCGUACAUCAAUUGAUAAAGAAUUCGUUCAGAGAUUUCAUGAAAAUAGAAACUUAUAUAAGCCAUGUUUAGUAUCUUUAAAUUAUCCACCAGCAAAUCCUAUAUCGGAGGAGUAUGAACUUAAAAAUGUUGAAUUCAAACAACUAAAUCACACGUGUUCUAUGAUGGCUUCGAAUAAUAUGACUUUUUUAAUUAAUGCUUCUUUCGCUGAUCUUGUACGUAAAUUAAUACCACCAAUCUAUUCAGAUCUGGCGAUAGUACGUUCCAUAUUUGUGUUUUGCUGUUCUAUUGACCUAAACUCUUUAAUGGAAGAGAUUUUACCUAUACCAAUUGAGGAUUCUCCUCUAGAGUGCCUAUGGAAUGUCUAUGGAAAAAGAGCUAGCAUGGCGGGAUUUUUUUCAAGAUUAUGCAGACAUACUCCUGUUCCCGUUAAGAUAAUAACGGGAAUAGCUAAAAAUCGCAAUUGUUGCUUUGCUUUAAAUGAUAUAAAUGUUAAAACAGCAUCUUGCCAAUGGAAUGCUGUUUUUGUUAAUGAAGCUUGGAGACUAUUAGACGUAGUAUGGGCUUCUAGGAAGAAGGAUAUGGAAAAGGAAGAUAAUUGGAAAUUAAUUCAAAUGAAUGGAGAAUCUGUAACGGACGAAGACUUCGACUUUAUGACAGAAACUUCUAUCCAAAAUAAGGAUUUUUUCAUGAAAAAGCAUAUUAAUGAAUUCUUCUUUUUAACUUCUCCGAAAGAGUUCUUAGCAACUCAUUAUCCUUGUUUAAGGUGUUGGCAAUUAGUUACUCCCACAAUAUCAAUAAAGCAAUUUCAAGCAAGACCAUAUAUUAGAGAGAGAUUCUUCGAUAUGAAGUUGGCUUGUAAAUCUUCCGACAAUCGUAUUCUUAAAACAGAUGAAGGAGAGCUAACUCUGACGUUCGAUCUACCUUUUGAAUCAAAUAGGAGUAGCUCAAUAACUUAUGAUUUUGUCUGGUUAUUAUAUGAUUUGGAAAAGCACUACGUUCUGGAAGACACUGCCCUAAUCUUCCAUAAAAAAACAAAAAAACAGCUUAUCUAUCACAUGAUGUUCACCAGGCGAGGUUUCUAUAGAUGGGAUCUUUUUGGAAUGGAAAAGAACAAGCACUCCAACAUGGAAUUAUUGAUUUCUUAUUUUAUAGAUAAUAAACAUUCGGAUCAGAGAACUGAUCCUUUGAGUGAAAAUCCAAAAAUUGGCUGGGGUAGAGGAGUCUACGCUGAUAUAGGAGGCAUUCAGUUUGCAGCUCACGAUAGUGCCGUGAUAGCUAUGGAGUCUGGAUACCUACAAACAAAUUUUGGUAUCAAAUCUCAAGUGCUGAAAGAUAAUUUCACUGCUAAAGUGCUUUUAAAAAAUAAUUCAAUAGUAACAAGAGACUUAACAAACUACACAUAUUGCUGCUUCGUUAAAGAAAAUUUGCAACUGAACGUUCGAUUACCUUGUGCUGGAGAAUAUAUAAUGGAAUUAUAUACUGGAAAAGCCAAUUGCCAGGAGACACUACUUAAUUGCUGUAAUUAUGUUCUACAAUGCGAUAAUAUUUCAGUAUCUGGCCUUCCAUUUCCUAGCUUAUAUGAAAGUGUUCUUGGUGCUAGACAUCGUAAUUGUACAUUUGGAAUUAAACCAUCAGAAAUUAGGGGAAUAUUAAGAUCUGAAGAGAAUUUUUUCUCAUUAAAAUUUAAGCAUACGCCCGAUGUUAUUAUAUCAUUAGAAUUAACUUCAAAUGAAGCCAGUAAUUUGCCUUUAAAAAUGAUUACAGAUCAAUUAACUCAAGUACGACUAGAAGAUAAAAUGACCGUUUUUCAAAUUCGAACCUUUUCCGACAAAGAAUUUGGAGCUAAUUUCUACGCUUAUAAACAAGGCAGAGAAAAUCGUUGCCUAAGACAUAUUGUGUCCUAUCUAUUACUUCCGUUUUCGAUUGUCAGUGGAAAUGAAAAUACUCAAAAUGUUCAAUUCGAAAUUCCACCAAGAAUACCAUACAAACAUAUUGAUGUUGAUAGUGAUCUUGUAAUAAUACCGCUAUCGAAACAGUAUUUGGAGCAAAUGAAUACUAAUUGUACCGAAUCGUUGUUGGAGUUCGUUAUAGAGAUUCAUAAUUCAGUUCACUAUGAUUCUUGCACAAAUUUUCAUAUAAAACAUUUUAAUGAUAAUAAACCACAUUUUGAAUUUAGGUUAUGUUCAAACGGUCUUUACUACGUUGAUAUAUUUAUAAGGGACUUCCGUAAUAUUCUCACAAAAGUUCAAAUGUAUACAGUAAGGAGGCAAGAUAAAACAAAAUCAAUAGAGGAAUCAAUCAACUGUCUUAGGAAAAUGACAAAAAGUCCAUGUUUAGAAACAGGUUAUGAUAGCAACACUUCAAGUGAAAAUUCUCAAGUUAAACAAGUUAAAAAAAUCUCACCAUACAAAUCUAAUUACAAUUUUCCGAACCGUUCCGAAAUAAAAUCAGAAAUAUUAAAUUUUAUUUCAACACGAAAAACUAGGAAUAAUUUGGGUUCUAAGAAACGACGUAAGCAUAAAAUUGGAUCAAUAGAGACUUUAUUAAAUUGCCGUUCUGAAGAAGAAGUGCAGGAUUGGAUUCAUUAUGUAAAAGCUGAAUCUAGUUUGGAAGAAAUAAGAAAUAUAAUGAUUAAGUUAAAAAAUGAAACAAGCAGCGAAUUGUUUAGAAUACCAUUUAACGUAUUUAAAGAAUAUGUUCUUGAAAGCGAUAUGAGAACAGCAUUAAGAGAUAGAUGCCAGGUUCAAUUACUUAAUGUUGUAAGAAGGGGCCAAAAGUUGAAAUCAGAGAAUUUAGAUAGUCUAUUAUUGGCAUGUCAAAAAUCUUUGAUACCAACUGAUGGAAAUUUAACAACAUCUUCAGUAUUUGAGAUUCUUAAGAAUUUAGUGGGAAUGCAGGAAAGUAAAAAUAGUUGGACAAUAAUCUAUACAUAUAUUCAAACAGUUGGAAUUUCAUUCUUUAAACAAAAGAUUCUAUCUGUUAGACGAGGUGUUGCAAACUGUCAAAAGGCUAAAUGUUUAAAGUUAUUAAGUAAUUUGAAAGAAGACGAUUUAUUUAAUAUGAAUAAUAGCGGUAAAGUAAUCUUUAACUGGCUUAUUGCUACGUUAUGGAAACACACAAGUAGGAAAAACUUGCCUCAUUGGCAUAUUGAGAACGAAUUGGAAGAUGAUAAAGACGCUAACAAAUCAUUCUAAUUUGUCAUGGUUAUAAAAAGAAAACGUUUAAUUACAUAUUAUCUAGGUUUUUUAUAAUAUUUUAUAAAAAUUUAUUACGUAUUAUUUAUUGACACUACUUUGUAUUAAAAACUAUAAUAAAAACUAAUC
This is a messenger RNA of Dimorphilus gyrociliatus, 3463 nucleotides long. The record is from the annotation of a GenBank genome assembly. NCBI's taxonomy places the organism in Eukaryota, Metazoa, Annelida, Polychaeta, Dinophilidae.